Molecule: messenger RNA, 489 nt
Organism: Dichotomopilus funicola
Lineage: Eukaryota; Fungi; Ascomycota; Sordariomycetes; Sordariales; Chaetomiaceae
Product: mitochondrial import receptor subunit Tom22-domain-containing protein
Exons: 2
Coding region: 1-489 (162 amino acids)
Biological process (GO): intracellular protein transport
Cellular component (GO): mitochondrial outer membrane
Source: RefSeq, a predicted model, not a curated record
AUGGUCCAACUUGUAGAAGUCGAAGACGAGCACUUCCAGCACCCCCAAGUCGGGACUGAGGAGGAGGACGAGGACUUUACUGACACCGACUCCGAAAUCUCCAACGAAUCCAACUACGACCCCUCAGACGAGACCCUCGCCGACCGCCUAGCCGCCCUGCGCGAUAUCGUACCCGCCACCGCCCGCGGCUGGAUCCACCACAAGUACGACGCCACCACAUCCGCCGUGUGGACGGCGCUCUCCUUCGCCGGCCGCGCCGCCUGGACGGUCUCGGUCAGCGCCCUGCUCGUCGGCGUGCCCUUCGCCCUGGCGUUUGGCGAGGACCAGAACUUUGCGGCCAUGGAGCAGGAGCAACGGAUGCGUGAGUUGGGCGGGGAGGUUUUGGGCGGUGGUGGUGCGGCGCCGGGGACGGAUGGGAAGGGGAUGUCGGCUGAGGAGCUGAGUGCUGCGUUGGGUGGGGGGAAGGCGGAGGCGAAGGCGGCUCUUUGA